Molecule: messenger RNA, 1893 nt
Organism: Tetranychus urticae (two-spotted spider mite)
Lineage: Eukaryota; Metazoa; Arthropoda; Arachnida; Trombidiformes; Tetranychidae
Source: RefSeq, a predicted model, not a curated record
GUGAAAAACAUGGUUAACCUUAGGUUAAUCCAAAUAAUACAGUUGAUGAGUUGAAAUUGAAAUCUUUAGAGGGUCGAUUUUCUUUGAUUCAACUUGUUAAUGGGUUUCCUUUUUCCGAUAAUCUUUCUCGAUCAGAUGAGAUGUUCCGAUUAAUGAAGGAAUUAAUUUGAUGUUUAAAAUGUUCUUAUGUCAGGGUUUUGAGUGAAGAAGAAAAGAAACCGUUCAUGGAGGAAGCUGAAAGACUUCGAUUGAUUCAUAAAACUGCUCAUCCUGAUUACAAAUAUCAACCUCGAAGACGGAAAAGUGGUAAAACUGAAUCCAAUGAAGGUCCAUCUUCAUCGAAAAGUAAACCAACAUCAUCACCAUCAACCAAUGUUACUACCUGUUCGUCUUCCUUCAACUCAUCUUCAUCUUCAUCCUCGUCCUCCUCUUCAUCAUCACCUGGUUUUAAAUCAAAUGUAUCUUAUGAUGUUGAAACUGAUUUCACUGACCCACCAAAUAAAAGGAGAUUAUCAAAACGAUCAGCCUACAGUGAAACCAGAAAAAGUGCCUUCUAUUAUACAGCCAAUAGCAACAUCAGCAACAAUGAUAAUAAUAAAAACAGUAAAUCAUCAAACCGUUUGCCUCUCUCAAAAUUCACCAGCAACACAAAGAAUUACUGCAACACCAGCAACCCAUCAAGCGAGUCUUCAACACAUAAUAUUGCCACCAACUAUCCUACAGUUGUUACAAGAGCAAGUACAUCACUGCCACUACAACCACCACCACCACCACCAUCAUCAUUAUCAUCAUCAUUACUAUCAUCAACAACAUCGACUCAAGAAACUGGUACAUUGGUCAUAACACCUCCGUCAAACCUUCAAAGUGUAAUAAAUGUCAAAGACCUUAAAAAAAGUAGAGAAUCAGAUUCAAAUACCAAUGUUGCCAAAAAGCAUAAAGGACUAUCAUUUUAUCAAUCGUCAUCGGAAUUGAUGUCAUCCACUCAGUUGAUAAUGGGUGAAACCUAUCAACCCAUAGAGAGGUUGGAUUGUCCAGGCAAUCAAUCAACCUUGGAAUACAAAAAUGGUAAUAUUGUUGAUCUGGAUCCGGAGUCAAUUGAUAAUUUAGAGAAAGGUGAACUUGAUCAAUAUUUACCUUACCAUUACAAUGGUAGCAAUGGCAAUAACUUGUACAAUUACAUCAACAAUGAAAAUGAGGCUGCAAGAUAUUCAACAUCGCCAUUAACACCAACACUGGCAGCAUUGUGUUCAAACAAGAGCAACAAUAUGGACCCAUCAACCGAACCAUCAGCUUCUUCACCAGUCGAUGUGAUUUACAAUUGGUCAAACCAUUACAUUUCAUCUUUACAGCAACAACAAGAGGCUAAUCAAGAUGAUUUACAGUCUGAUCAACUGAAUCGGUAUCCAGCCAACGAGGGUUCAACAGUUAAAUCUGAUGGCAACAAUAACUCCAAGAAUGUCAACAAUAAUGGCAAAUUUGCUAAAGGCUCAUUAUCAUCGCCAUCAUCUAAAAGUUAUUACAUCAAUGGAUCAAUCAACCCGUCAACAUGCAAUAGUCAAUCAUUAUCACAAAUAAUUGGAGCUGGUCUUAGGAGUGGCUCUGAUUACUCUCUACCUGUUGAUGUCAAUUCAUACAGCUCAUCAGUAAAGUCGAAUCAAGAUGGUGAUUUAAAUUAUACAUAUUUAGAGGCAAAUUACAACAACAACAAUCAUAAUGACAAUAAUAGUGAUCAUGAAAAUGGCAAUGAAAACAACCAUAAUUCAAAAGGAGCAACAGUAACGUCCAAUUAUUACCAUAAUUACGAGUCAAACAUUUUCUGGUCUUACCAAUGAAAAUAAAAGCAAAGAUAACCUAAAAAGUCUAAUGUUAAUAAUAAAGUCAAUUCUCGAUUGA